AUGAAUAAAUACACACGAAAACUUUAUUUCGACCACGAGGAAGAUCGAGACAAGGGGCCUAGCAUUAACUCCGAUGACCUUGAGGAACGAAUAGCAGCUCGACAGCUUCGAAUCGCAGAAAGAUUAGCUUCUUUACGCCCCGACUACUUUGAUGAGAAGGCAUCAACUGAGGAGAAAGCAGGCGUAUUAGCUCCCUCAAAUCCAUUAGCCAAUGCGCAGGUGGCGUUAAGUGCUCAACGAAUUGUUAAUCUUUGUCGGAAUGGGAACGCCUUUAUUACAAAUCUCAAGGUUGCUUGUGACGCACGCGAAAAUCUACGCCGUGUGGAGGAGGAGGAGCUUGACGACGUUCGACAGGCCAAACUUGAUGCGGAACAAAAGGCAGUAACAAAGUUGUUUGAAGAUGUUGAAGAAAAAUGGGAGGAAAUAAAAACCAGGAAAGGCGCUCAUGAGUUGCACGACAUUUUUGAGGAGCUGAAGACUAAUUGCGCCAAAAUCAUUGAUGAGAAGAACAAACUAAUAUAUGACAUUCAUUUGGAGUUGAAAGCUAAAGACGACCACUUCGUGAAAGAACUCAGGAAACGAACAGAAGAUGUCGAUAUCAUGGUAGAGCGAAUGGAAUCUCAGAUGAAGUCAAUGCAACGCGCCUACGACUUUGAAUUGAGAGAAAUUGAGAAAGCCUUCCUGCAAGAUCGCGAGGAUCUGCUGAAGGUGCAGACCAAUGAUUGGGAGGAUUUUAUGGCUGAACUAAAAAAAAAGCAAGAGAACUACCUGGAAGAACGAAAGAAUCGCAUUGCUGAACUGGAAGAAUUGAUCCAAAGACUGCGAACCAAUCACUCCGAGGAAUUCAACGCGCUCAAACUACGACUAACAACAGAAGUCCAGAAUAUGGAAACAGAUCUUCAACAGAUGAAGGCAACGUAUCAGUUAAACCUAGAGAAGCUGGAGUAUAAUUUCCAAGUUCUGAAGAGACGCGACGAGGAGAAUACCUUCACACGAUCUCAACAGAAGCGAAAAAUCACACAACUACAGGAUCAACUCAACCGUCUUCGUGUUUUCUCUAAGAAACAGAAAGAAUUUCUUCGGUCACUAAUAAAGUUUGAGGAGCAAAAUUUCCGUGAUAUUUGGAUUAUGAACGAGGAUGAAUUAAGGAAAGACGCAGAAAAGUUGAUGGCGGCUGACAAAAUUAUCAUGGAGCAACAGUUGGGGCUCACUUGGACGCCACCCAACGUGCUGCCACAGACUCUCAAGGAAGCACCGAAGGAUAUCGUCGACAAAUUUUUGACAAUGCUUGCUUUUGAACCCGAAUUUCUUAUAGAAGUGAAGAUGAAAAAGUUGUUAAGGGGCCUACCAUUUGAUGACCAGAAACUGAUUCGGCUGGACGCAGUGCUUAACGUGCUGAAGGUGAACAGUGAAAGAUUACUGGACAAACUUUUCACCUACUUCAUCCUGCCCUGUGAUGAAAACAGACCUAAACCUUUGCCCAUAUCGCUGCCUGUUUCGUCCCCUUAUGGGCAAGAUGCUCAGCAGGAAGGUGGAAAAAACGAGCUUCAGAAGUGUGAGUCACAGAGCACAACACCACCAGACAGUCUCGCGCCAACCGAGGUGCCUACUUUUAACGAGGAGGUGUCUUUCAGCGUCAUUCGGCUCAUCGACCCAAUCGAUGUACCCCAGGUGUUGCAUCGCUUCGCUGUGGAAAAUUGCGUACAUGGUGUCACACUUGCCACUAUCGAACGCGCGGUGGAUAGCACCGCUCCUGUAACUGCCAGCUUGCCUGAGGACGUCAUUAAAGGGGUUGCUGAAAAGGGUAGUGCUGUAAAAAUUAUCCACCGGGUUAGCGCACGACAGCAGGAUCUCCUUGACAUGGAAAUGGAUCGCGAGCAUUGGCACAAAUAUCUGAGAACAUUCGCUCCUGACGAAAAGAAAAUGAUGUGGGCAGGACUGAAGCGAGCGCUACAACACUACCUCAGCAUCUUGCAGGCACGAUCAAGGCUCAUAGUAGAUAAUGCAGCGAUGCGAAAUCAAAACACGGAACUGCGACACUUACUAAAACUCUAUUCGCAGUCUCAGGGCACAAACACCGACCAGGAUUCUAGAUUUGCCGACAAGAAGAAGAAGCUACUGAAAAGCAUGAAGUUUGGCGACAACUUAAACGAGAAAGUCGACACGCAAAGAGUUAACGUUGAGUCCAUUAAACCCUGGAUCGUCAAGCGCAUCACUGAGCUUCUCUCAUACGAGGACGAUAUUGUCUGCGAUUUCGUCGUAAAUAUGCUUUCCGAGCAGUUUCCUGAUCCCAAGGACAUUCAAAUUAAUCUCACGGCCUUUCUGGGUAGCAAGAGUGCGCGGAUCUUCGUUACAGAGCUCUGGGAUCUUCUCCUUUCUGCAAUGAACACGACCGGCGGCGUUCCCGCCAUCCUCCUGGAGGCCAGAAAAGUCGAGAUUCUCGGUAGCAAGGUUGUUUAUAUGGGCGUUCUACAGGCCCAAGAAGAGAGGUUUCGAGCGGAGCAGGCCUCACGUCAACUGGAAGGAGGAGGUGGCGGUGGCAGCAGCGGAGGAGUAACGAUCAAUCGGCCGAGGGAACAUGGUGAUGGACCUUCUCCCACUCACCCCAUCUCUCCUGCCGCUACUAAUCAACGUCGUCGAUCACCGUCCCCACCACGCAAUGAGAGGAAGGAGGUUGACUCCCGUAGUAGGAACCGUCGACGCUACUCAUCUUCGCCCGAUUCCGAAAGUGAGCGAAGUCGAAGCAGGCGUCGACGCAGAGAGGAAGAGGACAUAGAAGCUGAGGUUGCGGAACAGGGCGAUUGGGAUCGAAGGAGACGGCGGCACCGCCGUAGCUACUCUAGAUCACCCUCUAGUCAUCGACGUGACUACCACCGUCAUCACCAUCGUCACGGGCAUCAUAGUCCACGAGACCGUCGGUAUGAAGAGGUAGAAAUGGAUGCAGACAUCCGCUCUUUCCACGAACGUCGUCGACCUCGUUCAAGGGAGGGUAGAAGGCCACGAGAGGAGGAGAGGGAGAGGGCCGUUCACAACGCUGAUGGUCCAAUAUGCGUGCCACGUGCAGGCACACCUUCUCCGCCGCACCCACCAACACAGCGCCAACAGCCUUCACCCGUGACCGAAACCAAAGUAAACGGUGAAGGGACUGAGGAAAGUGUUGAGAGACCCCAUCGCAGUGGUAGAUCACCCCGUCGGGGUGUCCCAAGGUCGUCCCCUCGUGAAGACAGGUCUCGACGCACAGAUGAAGUCUAUCGUGAAGAUAGCAGAGCCUACAAGGAGAGGUCAUCUUGGCGACGAGAUGAUUCCCAUGAUAGGCGUCGAAGUAGUCGCCUGACUAUGGAAAACGAGACAUAUGUGGAGGAACAUCGUCGACACGAUAAUCACGAGGGUUUGGAAGAUCGCAUUAAAGCACGACAACGUCGAGAUGAAAAGUCGGUAGAGGAGAGAGAGGGGCCGGAGCAACGCCAACAAAGACGAAUACCUCCUGCUUCCUCUUCUAGACGUCGCAGCCCCGAGGGACCCAUUCUUCCACCAGGUGAUAGAGAUCGAAGAAGGGGCAGGAGAGAGGGAGAAGAUGCUCCUCUGGUCUCUCCAGAGGGUCCAGAGCUUCCAAAAGGUCUGGUAAAACAGAGGACGGAAGAAGAGGAAGAAAAGGCUAGGAAAAUUGAGAAAAAGACUAAGAAGCGACGAACUUCCUCGUCGUCAUCUUCUUCCUCCUCUUCGUCAACAUCCUCCUCGUCGUCUUCCUUGGAGUCUAGCUCAGACGAUGAGUCGUCGGAUUCGAGUUCUGACUCAGACAGUAGCAGUAACGAAAGUGAUAGUAGUAGCAGUUCCUCCUCUUCGUCUGACGACUCCGAUGUUCGUACUAAAGGGAAGAAGAGAAAGCAUUCCAAAGCUCACGAAAAGCCAGUCAUCGAUGAGGGUUUUCUUUUUACACUUCAGAAGAGCAAAUCUGCGAAAAGGCGCAAGGUACGUAAACACAAAGCGAAGGAGAAGUCGAUAAAGAAGAAGCGAGAGACGCAAGUGCUGAAGGAGGGUGUUAAGAAGAACAAAAGGGAGCUUCCACAGUCACUCUCUCCUGAGGGUCCGAAGCUUCCACCACCGGUUGAAGAAAUUGAAAGUCCUGGCGUAGAAUGGAAAGAAAGGAGGAGGGGUGAUGAUGUCAAUGAAGUCUUGUCUUCUACCUCUUCAUCUUCCAGUGAAGACUCAUACACUGAUUCAUCUUCAAGCUCGUCCUCGUCAUUGACGAGCUCCAGUUCUGAGGAAAAACGCGAAAUAUUGAGAGAGGUGCCUUCAAAACGCUCUCGUCAGGACGACGAUUUUAGUGAUGGGGAUAAAGAGCGUGGACGCAAAAGAAAUAAUGAUGUGGAUAUUACUGAAAGUCGUAGUGGCAGUGGGAAACGUCGAAGACGCGGCGGAGACGUCGACUUCAUGGAAGGAGACAAGGAGGAUGAUGAGGUUGAGGUGGACAGGCGUCGCGGAAGUAGUAGUCGAAGCGAAGAGGAUCGUCUCCGACGCAGAGCAUUGGAGUCGUUGAAGCGAAAGAAUGCUGUCGUUGGGGCCUCGCGUCCAAUGGAUUCGUCUUGA
Molecule: messenger RNA, 4587 nt
Organism: Hydatigera taeniaeformis
Lineage: Eukaryota; Metazoa; Platyhelminthes; Cestoda; Cyclophyllidea; Taeniidae
Source: the annotation of a GenBank genome assembly